AUGGCAGCAGCAGCGGUGCAACGUAACUCAGGUGGUGUAUCAGCGAUAUCAAGUUCACGAGGUGGAGAUUCAUCGUCACCGCAGAGUAAUGGUUCAAUAUCGACAGCUGGUCGAGAUGUUUGUGUUGAAUUAUGUGUUGUUUGUGGAGACAAGGCAUCUGGACGGCAUUAUGGUGCUGUCAGUUGUGAAGGCUGUAAAGGAUUCUUUAAACGAAGCGUUCGAAAACAGAUUGGUUAUGUAUGUAGAGGAACUAAGGAUUGCCCGGUAACAAAAUUUCAUCGUAAUCGAUGUCAAUAUUGUCGAUUACGUAAAUGCUUAACGAUGGGAAUGCGAAGCGAAUCAGUACAAGCCGAACGACGUCCUGUCGGUACAGCACCGACAAACGAACCUGCUCCAACAAUGGUUCCGACCACUUCUGCUUCACAGACGGUACCAGCGAAAGAUAUUGGCUUGGUAUCGCCGAUAAAAUCUUCUAGUGCUUUUAUGAACGGUUUAUUGGCAAUAGUGAGGAAUGGAGUGGUCAGUGCACAGGAUGAUGACAAUAAAAAUUUGGAUAUACUUGAUGUCGGAGGCAGUAGUCCAAUGUCUUCUCAACGGCAACCAUCAGUCAGUCCAGAACCAUUUGCUAAAACAGUUAAACGAGAAUCUGUUGGGGAGGAUGAGUCAGGAAUUGAUGUUACUGCAGUUGGAGCAUCUGUAUCUUCGUCGCCAUCGUCUAGCGCAGCUGCGUCACUUAUAUCAGAUGAUAGCUGUUUGAUGAAUGCCGAGGUGACUAAGGUGAUUGAAAUUUUUCAGCGAGCAAAAUUUGAUUUGCCCGUACCGCAGCCAAUGCCUCGUGAGUUAAAUAUACAAUAUGUAUGCGAAACAGCUUCAAGAUUGUUAUUUUUGUCUGUACAUUGGAUGAAAAACGUUAAAGCCGUCAGUUCAAAUACGACGGUAUUGGAACAAGUAAUGAAGCGAAAAUGGUGCGAUCUCUUUGUUUUGGGUCUCAUGCAGUGUUCUAGUCAAAUAUGUCUCUCAAACAUGUUAACUGCGAUGAGUGAACAUCUAUGUGCAUGUUCAAGGAUUGGGCAGUUGAAAGCAGAACGAUUUGAAGAAGUGAACGAACAAAUUGGCUUGUUGAUGAAAUUAAUCCAACGCUUCAAUGAGCUCAAAUUAUCGUCAAUUGAGUUUGCCUACCUCAAGCUCAUCUCUUUCACCGCCAAUGAUAUGCCUGGUACAACACAAGAAAAUCUGAUGUCAUCACUGCAUACGCAGGCAUUUCAGGAGCUUUACGAGCAUAUAUUAUCGGUUGGUGCACCAAACUGUGAGGAAAGUACCUCGGAAAAUGACAGUGCCAGUGCAGCAACGGUAGCACCGGUGAACGUCUAUAGUACCGUGGAACGGUACAGUCAACUGUUGAUGCUGAUGCCGACGUUACGUUGGUUUAAGCAGUCUGUGCUGGUGGAAUUGUUUUUUUCAUGUCUUAUCGGUAGUCUAUCAAUUGAAGCAGUAAUGCCAUUCAUAUUGGCUAUGGAUGUUAUGAACAUAUUUGAUAAUCCAACAGGUAGCGAUUCAUUACCCGGCGCUCAGUCACUUGCAAAUAUGUUAUGUAAAAACGAUUGA
Molecule: messenger RNA, 1605 nt
Organism: Enterobius vermicularis (human pinworm)
Lineage: Eukaryota; Metazoa; Nematoda; Chromadorea; Rhabditida; Oxyuridae
Source: the annotation of a GenBank genome assembly